GAGAAACCAUUUCAGUCUUUUUUCACGUAUUCAUUGCUUGCUCUUGAUCUUGUCUCAUACUUAAUCUUUCAAUCUUUCUCGCUUUCAAGCAAUUUCAAUUGUUAGUCUCCUACAAUUAAUAUUUUGGGUUAACAAGUUUAGUUAGCUUCAGCGAUCUCAGAGCCACAGAUUAGACUAUAAACAAUGAUCUCAAGUUGAUAAUCUUUGUUCAAAAUUUACACUUGUUUCAAAUCGGAUCUUAAACCAACUCCUAGGCCAACAUAAUUGAUUUUAUUCUGUACCAUCGUAAGAAAUUUGAACUUGGCGACUAAUUUAUAAUCAACGGUAAAAAUGAUCUGAUAGCCAUCAAAUGAAGUGGCUGUUUUAAUCACUUUGGAUUUUUGGAUUAUUAUAAAGGAGCUCUGCUUUGAAUCCAUAAUAUGAAAAUCUUAUUGUUAAUCAGUUACCUGGUAUUUGUUAUCCCUUUGAUUGACUUAUAUGAAAGUAAACCUUAUUCAAAAGAUUAUUGGAAGUCCCCACCAUAUCCUGAUGAAACUUAUUUCUAUUCUGAUUACAAACUACCAGCCAAUUUAAUUACAAGCAAGAUUCACCCUCCUAGUCCCCAAAAUUGUCCUGAAGUUGGUAAAACAUUGUGUAAAGAUGUUGAUCAUUAUCCACUUGAACAAAUUUUGGACAUUAUUAAAUCAACCAAUUCAGUUAAUUUCAACUUCACAAGUAUAUUUUCAGAUGAAUCCUCAAAUGAUCAACAACCCAUAUUAAAAGAUCCACCAGUUUUGAAAAGCAACCCAAAAGGGUUGAAGAAAAAUGAUACCCGAGGAUCAGGAAAGAUAAAAUUAAACUCCAAUAGCAAUGAUCGUCGAUCUGUUGGAUCAAGUUCCUUGCCAAAACAAAUUCUAGAUGCUUGGCAGAGUGUUAAUGAUGGUUUACAGCAAGUAAAUGAUAACCCAUCAAUUGGUGCUUUAACUAGUACUGUCAAUACAUCAGCCUGGCUAGGAUCUUCACCCUUACUAUCAUCUACUCCUACAUCAUCACCUGCUCCUUUAUCAUUACCAUUACCUUCAACAUCUUCAUCAUUAACUAAAGUGUUAACAAAUACUAAUGCCAAUAAUGCCAAUAGUACGAAAGUUAAUCGGACUCGUAGAAAAUUGGAUCCACCUGACGAUGAUCUUGGAGAAGAGAUUUGUGCAACUAAAUCAAUGUAUAUUACUCCGAGAGCUGCAUUAAAUGACAAAUCUGAAUGGAAAUACAUUGUUAAUCUUGGUGAUAGAGAUUCUCGUUUAAAACAAAUAAUCAAAGUAGAGGUUUGCUUACAAGCUGGAAGUUCGUGUUCAUCAUCGAUUUCCCUUCCUUUUGGUUAUAAAACAAGAUGUAAACAGAAAUACAUAAAGAAAAAGCUAUUGGCAUUGGAUAUAAAUGGACAAACGACAUCGACAGAUAAUUUCUUUGUUCCUUCUUGCUGUGCUUGUCAAAUUUACCGUGAAAUCAAUAAUUAAUACCGUUUUUGGUUGAUUGGUAUAAAACAUGAGGAUAUUAACUGCCAUUAAAUUUCACAAAGUCUCCAACAUGAAAA
This is a messenger RNA of Tetranychus urticae (two-spotted spider mite), 1570 nucleotides long. RefSeq lists its product as uncharacterized. Gene Ontology annotation, biological process: innate immune response; central nervous system formation. The record is from RefSeq and is a predicted model, not a curated record. Gene Ontology annotation, molecular function: Toll binding; growth factor activity. NCBI's taxonomy places the organism in Eukaryota, Metazoa, Arthropoda, Arachnida, Trombidiformes, Tetranychidae. Gene Ontology annotation, cellular component: extracellular region.